Brassica rapa (field mustard) is the source of this 6771-nucleotide messenger RNA. RefSeq lists its product as uncharacterized. NCBI's taxonomy places the organism in Eukaryota, Viridiplantae, Streptophyta, Magnoliopsida, Brassicales, Brassicaceae. The record is from RefSeq and is a predicted model, not a curated record.
UAUUUACAUUUUAGAUUUGUCUGCAUCUUAUUUUUACCUCUUUUAAAUUAUUUUUCCAUUUUUGGUUUUCUUUUUGAAACCAUUUGCAGACAAAUUGAAUGUUUAUUGGAAUGUAUAGAACAUGCAUACAUACAUACACACACAAGAAAUGUGUAUAUAAGUAAGUGAAAGUGGGCUGUAUGUAUCUCAGUCACUCACAGGAUCCAAUAAAGCUAAAUUCCUCUGUUACUCCACUAACUCUCAAAGCCCACUUUGUAUAUUUAUUAAAUACGAAAUUUUUAUUUAUUUAUAAAAAAUACAUUCAAACUAGUAUGAUUUAUUCGAACACCAAUUCUGGCGCCCAAAAAGAUUCAAGGUUCUUCAAGGCUUCAAGCAAUCCAUCACACCAUUCAGUUCAUACGUAUAGUCGAUUAGAUAUACGCGUGCAUCUCUUUAGUACUUUUAAUAAAUAAAAACAAAUAACCCAGAGUUACUUGCUUUCAAUUAGUUGACACAAUAAUCUUAUCAUUAUCAUUGAAAUCUUAGUGAAAAGAUGUACAUAUUGUUCUUUUGGUUUGCAUAAUGACUCCUUUAUAUAGCUAUUAGAUCACUGUAGAUUAGUUAAAAAAGAAUCUUUUCAAUUAGUUGUCUUGCAUGUCUUAUUUACGAAUUCGGUUAAUUUUCAAAUAAAUUAACAACAUUAUGAAAUAUUUUUAUAUUCACUCUGUAACAUUUUCAUGUAAUUCUUAAGAUAGCUCAAUGACAUGGUCAUGUUCUACUAAAAACAUACUUUUAUCUCAUUUUGAUUAAUCUACAAGUGUGUUAGUCAAAAAAUAAAAUGAUCUACAAGUGUAUAUAUGUGAUUGUAAGUUUGUCAUAAUGGACAUUUAUUUAAAUUCAUGGUUUCUAACAUUUUUCAUGUAUUUUUUAAAAGAUCUCAAUCACAUGCACAGCCGAUCCUGGCAUCAAACGAGUGAAGCAGUUGCUUGCGGCUGUUUAUUUUAUGAAUAAAUUCCGGCGACAUAUUUUCAAAAUUCUCCUUAGUUUAGUGGCAAAGCUCACAUAUCUCCCAUUCUUCAUUUUCUGGGUUGGACUAUCAGUGGUUAGCCACAUUUUUUUUUUGCUUCCGAUUUUAAAUGACCGGCUCUGAUCACAGGUUUCUUUUCUACUUUAGAUAUUUUUGGUCUCAUUUUAAACAUUUAAUACUGCUAGGAGGAGAUCCAAACUUUGCCUUUUUCUUGUAUAUUUUUCGGACACGAUGGCUUUCUCUUAUUAUAUAUUAUUUAUUUUCAUUGUUAACAUUCUUUGAGAAAACAAUAUAGUAUUAUUUUUGUCAGUGCUGUAUAUAUAAAGUUAUAGCUGUAGAAAUUGACUUAGAGGCAUUAUAAGGAUUGUGUAAUGAUGGUUGCUUGCCAUUAUAGAUUCACUUUUCAUCAUCAGGCUGGGUGAAACUAAUAUCUCACAUAUAUUCCAUUUACCCCUAAAAGUUCAAAAACUAUCAUCAUUAAUCUUCAACUAAUCACCUAAAUUAUCGCCAAUGUAUAAAAUCUCCAAGGUACAUACAUGAGCGGUGAGCAAAAUGCAUUAAUUAACUGCGAACACAAAAUGAUAGACAUUUUUUUUUGAAAAAAUACACACAUUAUACUGCAUGUAGUUUCAUUUUCCUUAUAUCCUAACAUCGCUGCAUGCACAGUAUGAAUAUACACAUGCAUUUGCGUGAAGUGUUUAUUUUACGUUCAAAUGAUUUUAUAGCCUAUAUGAAUAUAAUGUAGCCUUGAUUUCUCAAAAAAAAAAAAUGUAGCCUUGAAGUAGAAUGAUAUACGUUUUACAAACUCGUCCUAUUAGGACCAAUGGUCCAAAAUUUUCUGAAUUCUUUUGUAAAAAAUAAAUAGAUAGCAAUAAUGAGAAUAAAUGUGUAGAAGCAUGCGUCAUUUGAUUUCUCUUUUGUUAGUGUUUUGUUGUCACGCGUGUCUUUUUCGCAACAACAGUGUAGUAUGUUUUGCCUUUUAUCAUAUGACGGUUCCACCCCCAACUGAACUAUAGGAUAUAUGAGAUUUUGCAAUAUGAAUUAGAGUUUGAUGCAGUGCAGGUGCUCUUGGUUUGGAUGCAGGUGUUCUUGGUUUGUUUUAUUAAAUGCAAGGAUUCUUAGGUUUAGAGGUUGACUAAAAUAUUUAGACUUACACAGAAUGAGGGUUUUACCAUUUGUUUUUUGAAAGAAUCCGCACACAAACUGAAGUGUCAAAGAGAAAUAGGAUUGAACGUUUGCUUAUGACGGAAUCAUUAUUAUAUAUUUUUAACAUUUGGUAGGAAGAAAAUCGUGUUUAUACAUUAAAAUACACAACAUUUCAUGAUGGUAAGAAAAAAUAUUUUAAUGAUAGUAAUGUUCGAAAUGUUUCGGUGCUGGAUUGUGAUUUCUUGGUGAAAUUAUAUUGGAAAGUUUUCUUACACAAUAACGGGAUUAAAUCCCACUAUUAAAAAAUGUUUGAACAGCAGCUAAGUAUUUCGAAUUGAGUUAGACAUAAAGAUUUUGAUUGGAUAUAUGUAUUCAAGUUAUUUUGUUUGUAUAUGUAAAACAUAUUCAUUUUUAUAUAUUUUUUCUGGUUUCACAAAAAAAAAUUUUCUAUAUUUUAAGAUAUUUUGUAUUUAAAAAAUAAUAAUAAUUAAAAAUAUGUAAAUUGAUUAAAUAUAAUUGGUUGACGGUAACUAGAAAAUAUACAAUAAAAUUAUAUAACAAAUUUAAUAUAACUAAUUAUCAUAUUUUAAUAUGUAUAAAUACUCUUAAAAAUUUAACAACGGAUUAGAGGAAAAUUAUUUAAAUUUGGAAGUACACUACAAACAAAAAAAGGUGGAUUAGAAAGGAACAAUAGUAAUAAAAGUUUCCUCAAGAGAAUGAUGAAAGAAUUGAACAUUCUUCAAAAGUAAACAAGAGGAUGAAAUAAAGAGAAAAAGAUAACGAUUGAUGGGAGUGAGGCCAUUUCAAUAUAUAAUAUGAUAUAAUGUGACUACUUUUUAUAAACUUUUUUUAUUAGAAAUACCACCGUUAGUGUUAUUUUAUUUGACAUUUGUUAUAUCACACUUUUCGAUUUUAUUUCAUGUUCAUAAUGAAACGAUUUGUCAUAGUGUGAAUAUCAAGCCUCAUUCCUUUUCAAUCUCUUAUUACAAAUCAUAUGAUUAAUGUAUUUAUAUACUAUAAAAUGACAAUGUAAAGUCCAUAUGAGCUUUAAUUUUGUUCAAAAUGAACUAACUAGUUCAAAUAAAACAACUAACUACGGAACGUCAAUAAUAUCUAAGUUAAUUAUGCAAAAGGAGUUACACUCACAAUCUAAAAAUAAAUACAUACAUUUAUAUUGAAAUAAAUAAAUAAUUAUCAUGUAGCCAUUUAUUAGAUGAACAAAUAUUUUAUCCGUAACUUCAAUCAGUUAAUUUUGUGUGUAGUAUAUACAUUUUCUCAAAGGAUAAACAAACACUUUCGCUUAUAUGGUUGAAAAGUUUUUUUUUUUUGUCAACCCCAUCACAAUUAACAGAAGAUGAUUUGACACUAAUUUCCAUAUUCCUCACAUAAAGCCAGAUUAGAUGUCAGUUUUGCCAUAUAGUUUAAGCAGUCUGACCCGUAUUAGUUUUUUUCUUGUUAAGACACUCGUAUUAGUUUAUAAUAUUUGAACAAAUUUAAUAUACAUGGCCCAUGCUUUUAUUUUGUCAUAUGUGUUGUGGGCACAGAGACGCUUUAGCUUGAAGUUAUGAGCACAUUUAAAGUGGCAAUAAUGCAUUAUCAUUCACCUAUGAAAUUCCAUAACAUUUUCAAAGUUGUUAAGCAGAUUAGAUGGUAGAGCCAAUGAACAAAAACAAACAAAAUUAAUUUAUCAAAAUAUGUAAUCAUGUUGUUCAUGGAAAAGAGAUGGUAUACUUUUUGGAAAUAGAUGAGUAUUCAUUCCCACGGGAUUCUGAAUCAACAACCCUAAUCAUCAUUUUCAUUACAAAACCUUGUCUUUUCUUUAAUUUAUGCCACAUUUUCAAAACAAAAUGUUAUGAUUGUGGGGUGAAAAUGGUGGAGAGUUGGAGGACAGCCCAUAUGCCCAUUGACCUUUCCUUUUUUCUGUAACCAGAGUGGAUUUUUGUUCUUAUUCACUCUUCUAUAAGCUGAAGCUGAUGUAAAAACUGAAGUUAGUAGUCUACACAAUUAAUUUUGUGUAUUAACACACAAUAUAUACAUUUCUUGAAUCCUAGCUUAUGAGUUCUGAAUUAUAACGGGCCCAAGUUGUUCAUAUAUUACGAGAUAAGAAUUAACCAGUUUUUCUCGUAUCUUGUGGAACCAACAUUUUGGAAAGACUUGAAUAGACAGAAAUGGUAACUUCUGAAACCCUAUCAACAGAAAGAUGAGGAAAAAACAUAUAGAUCUUGAGAUUGUUUCGUAUACAACCAAAUUAUAAAUGAUUUGGUCGUUGAAACGGUGGAAAAGUCAUUUUCCACAACCAAAUAACAAGUAGGAACUUGGAACCUGAAGAUUGCAGUUUACAUUCUAAGUGGGGUCAAAGUUUAUUUACAACAUGAAGUUUAUAUUAAUAAGAACUGGUGGGUUACAAACUGUAGUAACCACAUCCGGAAGUCCUAAAGAUUAUUGUAAUAUUCUUCGAUGCCUUUAGCUAGCAACAAAACAUUUUCUUUUUAUAUCUGCACUCUGAGAUAGUAGUAUAAGCUCAAAGAUUAUGGUAACACUUUUUUUUUUGUAACUUAAGAUUAUGGUAACACUUCGUUACCUUUCUUAUCAGAAUCAAGACUUUCAUUCACAGUAUAAAAUCAAAUAUUUUCGAACAUUUUAUAACUUUCAUAUGACAAUUCUUAUUUUUUGUCUUUGAUUCCGGCUACAACAGUAUGACUGUUUUAUCCUAAUUCAAAGUUCAAACAACAUAUUCUUAUUUCAUAACAAUAUUUAUUAGUGUUAAUAAACCAACUUCCAUGAUAAUUUUAUCUGAUGUGUGUGAUAUAACAAACUAAGUCUCAAAUUGGAGAAUUAGACAAGGAGUGUCUAAUAUAUAAAGAGAUGUCCAACUCUAAUAGUACGAGGCCUUUUGGGAUGGAAACCAAAAGUAAAUCCAUGCGGGCUUGCCAAUUAGGCCCAAAGUGGACAAUAUCGUACUAAUCGGAUAAUACAUAGUUGGACACGAGAUUUCACAAUCCCAACAAUUGGUAUCAGAGCCGGUUGACGAGAAAUCUGCAAGAAAGAUCGAAAUACCCUUUGAGUGAUAAAUGAGUGAUGAAUGAGUAUCCUAUGAGUUAGGAAUGAGAGGUGUGUGGCAGAAAUCAAGUCAGAAGAUUUUGGAAGUCAGUUGUGGGACACGAGAUGAAAGUGAUCCUUAGUUUGAAGGGGAGAAUGUGAUAUAACAAACUAAGUCCCACAUUGGAAAAUUAGACAAGGAGUGUCUAAUAUAUAAAGAGAUGUUCAACUCUAAUAGUACGAGACCUUUUGGGAUGGAAACCAAAAGUAAAUCCAUGCGGGCUUGCCAAUUAAGCCCAAAGUGGACAAUAUCGUAUUAAUAAUCGGAUAAUACAGAGUUGGAUACGGGAUUUCAUAAUCACAAUAAUGUGCAACCUUUACUAUGGAGCUCCACGACGAUCUGGCCCGAUUACGGGUUUAAAGAGCAAUUAUAAAGGUAACGGGUUUGUUUAUUCAUAUUGUACAAGUAUACGGCUAAUUUAGAAACGUACAAAAGUAUGAGACCUUAAAAUAAAUAUGUAAGAAAAAUAAUAACUGUUCCAUUAUUAAACACUUUUGUAAUAACUUGCAAGUAAUAGUAAGCGCCGUUUCCGGCUUACAGAGCAAGAAAACUAGGCGGCGAAAAUGGACAUCAGAAUCCUUAACGGUGGCGGCGGAGAGCAGCUGGAGACUUUCGAAGAAGCUGGUGCUGCUACAGCGACCAAUCUCGGCAAUAAGAAACCAUCCAUGUCACCAUCAGUUUCCUCGUCCUCUGUCUCUUCUUCCACAUCGGUGGAGAGAGCUGAGCCGGUGAUUGAUUCGUUUGAGGAGGAGGAUGAGUUUGAGUGGGUGGCUGUUGAAAGAGAGGAUAAAGCUCCGGAGAUUGAGGAAGUUGAGCAUGCUUUCUCUGCACUUCAACUGAUGUUCAAUGAAGCUGAUGGUGAUAAAUCAGAAGACCAAGUUUCAGAUCAGUCGGAGUUUGUAGAUUGGAUUGAGCCUCCAUUGCAGCUCUGCAAUACUAGUCUUCUGCAGCCUUAUAUGCUGGACAGAUUCUACGACGCCUUUCAUAUGUUUCAGACGGAUCCCUCAGUUCAGAGAAUGGUUAUGUCAUUGGCUUCAGACAGGGCUGUUUGGGAUGCGGUGAUGAACAAUGAGGUUGUCCGUGAGCUCAUUACCAACGGUAAGAGUGAGAGUUCAGAAGAAGACUCUGGUAUAACCGUGAACUUCAUAAGGAGGCUGCUUCAGAGAAGUGCCGUCAAAAUCAUGGACGCAAUGGAAGUAGUCACAAAGUACGUCACCGACCUCUUCAGUGGAGAUGAUGAUACGGUUGUUCCUGGAGAUGAGACGGUUGUGUUAGCCACAGGUGCUGCGCCAGCGAUGGAGAAGCUUCAGAUGACGGUUCUGCUCACCAUUGUUGUUCUGCUUAUCGUGUUUGUAACCAGAGCCACAAAAGCUAGAUAGUAUAAAACACUCAUGGUCCAUCGCCUGCGUUACAAUUGUAUAAGAGAUUUCUGCAGCUGUGAUCCUUGUGCUACUAUUUGUUGUAAUAAAAGAAAAACAGUGAUUUCAAACACAACAUAUACAUCAUUUGAAAUCAUUAA